Molecule: messenger RNA, 1260 nt
Organism: Rattus rattus (black rat)
Lineage: Eukaryota; Metazoa; Chordata; Mammalia; Rodentia; Muridae
Product: extensin-like
Exons: 1
Coding region: 1-1260 (419 amino acids)
Source: RefSeq, a predicted model, not a curated record
AUGGCACCCACUCACCCGCCCAGGCGCCCACCUCACCAAGGCGCCCACCUCACCCUUGCCUCACCCCAUAGCCCCACCUCCCAUGGCGCCCACCCAUGGCGCCCACCUCACCCCUCACCAGGCGCCCUCACCUCCCUCCCCAUCCACCUCUUGGCCCCCCUCACCCGGCGCAUCCACCCUCACCCCCACUCACCACCCCCCACCUCACCAUGCACCCCCCUCACCACAGCGCCCAUCUCACCAAGAGCGCCCCCCACCCAUCACCCACCUCACAGCACCCACUCACCUGCAGCGCCCACCACCCAAGAGCGCCCAUCUCACCCCCACUCCCACCACCCAUGCGCCCAUCUCACCAAGCGCCCAUCUCACCCACGGCACCCACCUCACCUGCGCCCACCUCACCAUGGCGCCCACCUCACCCGCCCACCUCACCAUGGCGCCCACCUCACCAUGCAUCCACCUCACCAGCGCCCACCUCACCCACUCACCUGCAGCCCCACCUCACCCACAGGCGCCCAUCUCUCACCCACGCACCCACUCCCACCCCACCAUGGCGCCCAUCUCACCAUGGCGCCCACCUCACCCACUCCCCACGGCACCCACACCUGCAGCCCACCUCACCCCAGCCCCAUCUCACCCACGGCACCCACUCACCUGCCCGCCCCUCCACCUCACCACACCUCCUGGCGCCCACCUCACCUGCACCUCAGCGCCCACCUCACCAGCAUCCACCCCACCAUGCGCCCACCUCCACCCACAGCCCCACCUCACCCCACCACCUCCACCCAUGGCUUCCAUCUCCCCACCUCUUCACCCGUGGCCCACCUCACCAUGAGCCCCAUCUCACCCACGGCACCCACUCUGCACCCACCUCACCACCGCGCCCACAGCCCCCACCUCACCAUGGCCCACCUCACCACCUCCCCCCUCACCCAUCACCAGGCACCCUCCACCUGGCCCCACCUCAUCUCUUCACGCCCACUCACCCAUGGCGCCCACCUCACCAUGGCGCCCAUCUCACCCCACCUCACCCACUCACCUGCCCAGCGCCCACCUCACCCCAGCGCCCAUCUCACCAUGGCGGCACCCACUCACCUGCAGCGCCCACCUCACCAUCCUGCAGCGCCCACCUCACCCACCUCAGCGCCCACCUCACCAUGGCGCCCAUCUCACCUCAGGCACCCAUCACCCUCAGUGCCCCCUGAAUCCCUUUCUGUUUCCUGUUUCCCUGUUACUAACACUCAUUCCAGCAGCCUGUGA